CGAAGCGCGCUACCACCACUACGCGGCGAGGGGGGGCCCCCGGUCCCACGCGGCGCCACGUGGCGUCACGCCUGACGCCUCGGCACGGACGGAUGCGCGGCACGACGCGCCGCGCCGCGCCGUCGCCAUACUCUCCGCAUCCGACGGUGGUGGGUGGUUACAUAUACGUGCCCUCCCCCCGCCUACGUGUCCGGCUCAAACCAACCACCAGUCCACUACUCCACUCUCUUCUCCACUUGGCGGCGCCGCGGCGGUGGCGGCUCGAUCGAUGGAGGCGGAGGAGGCCGCCGGCGGCGGCGAGCGGAAGCGGAAGAGGGACGGGGAUGCGGUGCGGGAUGACGAGGAGGAGGAGGAGGAGGGGGUGUAUGAGGGCAUUGCGGAGGAGUCGGUGGCGGAGCUGAUGCGGUGGCUGGAGAUGGAGAUCUCGGAUGCGGCGCCGGAGACGGAGACGAAGACGGAGACGGAGUCCGGCGACGAUCCUGCCGGCGCCGCCGCUCCGGGGUUCGUCACCAUCAACGGCAACGAGGAGAGCUGCGGGCCGUCCUUCUCCGCCGCGGCGUCGACGGUCAUGGCCUCCGUCGACACCCGCGCCGGCGCGCCGCCCGCACCGCCCGUCCCCUGGCCCCUCCCUCCGGCGGCGGACGUGGUACCGGCCGAGGUCGUCGUCGACGGCGUGGGGGAGGAGUGGCUGGUCGAGCUACUGACAAGUGGGCCCGCGGUGGCCUAGGGAGUCGUGGCGUACGUACGCGUGUUUUUCCUUUUGCCGUUUUGGGGUUGUACAGUGUCAGGUGUCAGAGAAAUGGUAAUCGUCAAGAAUGGAAAAUGGGGAUAGAGUAAAGUCCAUCAUCGGUCUCUAAACUUGUACCGCUGUGUUAUCCCGGUCCAUCAACCGUUCAGGUCUUACUUGUAGAUCACUCAUUUAGAUCUUCCAACUUGUUCAGUUGUGUCACCCCAGUCCCUAAACAGGAUGGUCUAAAAAUUUUAUAUCAAAAAAUAAUUCAUAAAUUUUUCAUGUGAA
Messenger RNA from Oryza sativa Japonica Group (Japanese rice), 1018 nucleotides. RefSeq lists its product as uncharacterized. Lineage: Eukaryota; Viridiplantae; Streptophyta; Magnoliopsida; Poales; Poaceae. The record is from RefSeq and is a predicted model, not a curated record.